Hippocampus comes (tiger tail seahorse) is the source of this 1857-nucleotide messenger RNA. RefSeq names its product piggyBac transposable element-derived protein 4-like. The transcript has 2 exons. Lineage: Eukaryota; Metazoa; Chordata; Actinopteri; Syngnathiformes; Syngnathidae. The coding region runs from base 134 to 1822 and encodes 562 amino acids. The record is from RefSeq and is a predicted model, not a curated record.
CUCACCUCUUAUUGGUCUGUUUGAAUUUUUUCCUCCUCCUUUUUUCUCCCAUUGGAUCAGGGCAUUUCCGGGUAACUUUAUAAAUGGGGGCCUGCUCAGUUUUCGUUACUUCACUGAACUGCCACACGCAGCAAUGGAAGAGCACGAUAUGAAAGAGGACGAGGAGGGAGAAUUGAAUUCUUCAACAGCCUCUUCCUUCGUGAACUCUGAAGGGGAGUCUGAUAACGAUUAUUUCCCUCCAAACUCGACAGAAGAGGAAGACUCUGAGGAAAAUGCGGAGGAGGAGGAGGAGGAGGAGGAGGAGGAGGAGGAAGAAGGGGGACAGCAGCUGAUACAGGAGAACGACCAGGAGGAAUAUGACGACAUGUGGUUAUCAAAGGACAAAAAGAUUUUGUGGUCCUCGAGCAAUGAGGUGGCAGGACAUUAUGUCCCCCCUCGAAUCCCCUCCUCUGGGCCAACAUUGUAUGCUAUAGCCAGGAUCAAGAGCCCAGAGACAACAUUUAACCUUUUUUUCCCAGAUAACAUCAUCCAGCUGAUUUUGGACAUGACCAACCUACACGGAAAGAGGACCCUCAAGGGCUGGGUAACCCUAACGGCACAGGAGCUGCGGGCAUACAUGGGGCUGCUGAUCCUGGCUGGUAUGUACCGAUCUAAAAACGAAGCUACGCUCAGCCUCUGGGACAAGGAGAUGGGACGUCCGGUGUUCGCCGAGACAAUGACGCGUGGGAGAUUUGCGUAUAUCAGCCGCGCCCUGCGCUUUGAUGACGAGCAGCGAAUGCCACAGCGUCACCAAAGAAACAAAAUGUUCCCAAUUGAGGACCUCUGGUUGAAGUGGAGUAGCCUCCUACCAAAGAUGUUUUACCCAGGGAGGGAUAUUUGCAUUGAUGAGCAGCUCGUCCCCUUUAAGGGUCGCUGCCCCUUCAGGCAGUACAUGCCCUCCAAACCAGCGAAAUACGGAUUGAAAAUCUGGGCGCUUUGUGAUGUCGCCACCUCAUACGCAUGGAAGCUUGAAGUGGACACAGGGACACCUCCAGAAGGACAGCGGGAAACAAACGUUGGCAUGCGAGUCGUUCUGAACCUGUGUACCGCUUUGGAGGGCCACACGGUCACAGUGGACAAUUUUUUUUCCUCAAUACCCCUGGCUCUGGAGUUAAAAAAAAAGAAAAUGACUCUCGUCGGAACCAUCAGGAAAAACAAACGGGAGCUCCCUCCACAACUCCUCCAACUGACCAGUAGACUUCCCCUUUCAAGCGAAUUUGCUUUUACAAACUACAUGACCUUGGUGUCUUACAUCCCCAAAAAGGGAAGAAACGUUUUGUUGUUAAGCACAAAGCACCAUGAACCAGAAGUGGCGGGAGAAAAGAAAAAGCCGAAAAUUAUAUUGGACUACAACAAAUGCAAAGGCGCAGUGGAUCACCUGGACCGCGCAUGUGGCGCGUACUCUACCCGCAGGCGGACACUAAGGUGGCCCGUGACCCUUUUUUACCACAUGUUGGAUACGUCUUGCUUCAAUGCGUUUGUCUUGUACACACAAGUAAACCCAAACUGGAACAGCCAAAAACUAUACAAACGGCGGGUUUUUCUGUCAGAAGUCGCAAUGGCGCUUGUUCAGCCUGAAAGUCACAAAAGACGGGCAAAGAACCCUCCAGUUACAAAGAACCUCACAGUUACGGAUGGCCAACAGGCUGAAGUGGUAGUACACCCCCGGAGAAGAAGGCAGUGUGCACAUUGUGUAAAACGACUGAGAGCAUCAAAUUCCUGCUCUAAGUGUGACAAAGCGAUCUGCCACAAACAUACCAAGGCAACUUGUUUUAAUUGUUAAAAAAACAAAAAAGGGUUGAUUGUGUUUACUCUUGU